Nezara viridula (southern green stink bug) is the source of this 6303-nucleotide messenger RNA. NCBI's taxonomy places the organism in Eukaryota, Metazoa, Arthropoda, Insecta, Hemiptera, Pentatomidae. The record is from the annotation of a GenBank genome assembly.
GUUGCUGUUGUCACUGUAUUGGGGAGUCACUUGAAUGAGCAUCUUGAUUUUUCUAUUUUAAAUCCAUCUCCUCUUUUCUCUAUUGGAUCAACAACUGGUGUUAUCAGAACAACAGGAUUAAGAUUUGAUCGAGAAGCACAGGAAAGCUACCAGUUGAUUGUUCAGGUAAAAAGUGAAGAAUCUAUUGAAAAUGAAGUAAGAGUUGCUCACGUUCCAGUAAAUGUUACUGUUUUGGAUAUAAAUGAUAACUGUCCUAUGUUUGUUAAUCUUCCAUACUAUGCUGUUGUUUCCAUUGAUGCAAUUAAAGGAGAUGUUAUUACUAAGGUCCAUGCUAUUGAUUUAGAUAAAGGUGAAAAUGGUGUAGUGCGUUAUGAGUUAGUUAGAGGUCAUGGUGAAUUGUUUAAAGUAUGCCGUAAAACUGGAGAAAUUACCUUAAAACAGGCCUUAGAAGGCCAUAAUCGAGAGUAUCAGUUGAUUAUUGGUGCUUACGAUGGAGGUAAUACACCAUGCUCUACUGAAGUCCCUGUAAGUGUAAAAGUAAUGGAUCGAUCGAUGCCUGUGUUUGAUCACCAAUUUUAUACAGUUACUACUCCAGAAAAUGUUGAACUUCAUACACCACUCUCUGUUAACAUUCAAGCUGAGUCACCUCUUGGUAGAAAAUUAAUAUAUGCCAUUGUUAGUGGUGAUACUUAUGAUAAAUUUUCAGUCGAUUUCAACACAGGUGGUCUUUAUGUAGUAGAUGAUUUGGAUUAUGAAACUCAGAGAGAAUAUGCUCUGACUGUCCGUGCUACAGACAGUGUUUCAGGAGUUUUUGCAGAUGUGCUUGUUAGUCUUUUAGUGACUGAUGUGAACGAUUGUCCUCCUGAAUUCAAAGUCGAUUCAUAUAAUAUUUCUAUUUCUGAAGCUUCUCCUUUCGGAUCUGUCAUCCUUAAAGUACAUGCUCAAGAUAAUGACACAGGCUUGAAUGGUAAAAUUCAGUACUCCAUUGAAAAAAUUGGUAACAGUGAUCCUGAUCAUUUCCAUAUCGAUUCGGAUGAUGGGUCUAUUUAUUUAAAACAAUCUUUAGAUCAUGAAACUCAAACAUUGCACCAUCUUAUUGUUAUAGCUACUGAUGAAGGAGUGCCAAGCCUUUCAAGUUCUGUUCAUGUGUGGAUUACUGUAUUAGAUAUGAAUGACAAUCCUCCAAAAUUGGAAAAAAAUGUGUAUAGUUGUUGGCUUUCUGAAGAAGCCACAAGAAACCAAUUUGUUACUAUUGUGACAGCCAGUGAUCCUGACUCAGUUGACCAUAGGCACUUAUCUUACAGUAUCGUUGGUGGUAAUCAUCAGCAAACAUUCUCUAUGGAUUCUUCCACAGGUAUAAUAACAUUAACAAACCUGCAUAAAUUGACUGAAACAAAAGCCCAUACACUGAAUGUUUCUGUCAGUGAUGGAAUAUAUACUAGUUUUGCCAGGGUAAGGGUUGAAAUGAUUUCUGCUAAUAAAUACAGUCCAGUAUUUGAAAAACACCAAUAUGAAGCUAAAAUAUCUGAAAAUCUGCCAUCUGGAACUAGAGUGUGCAAAGUUCAUGCAGUUGACAAAGAUAAUGGAAACUAUGGAAUCCCAAGUUACUAUAUAUCUUCCCAAGUUCUUCUUGAAAAAUUUAUGGUUGAUAAUUUUACAGGUGAAAUUUAUACUAAACAAAUACUAGAUAGAGAAGUUAAAAAACUGUAUGAAAUUCCUGUAGUAGCAAUUGAUGUCGGUGGAAAAUUGGGUUUUACAUCAGUUAGAGUCUGGGUUACAGACAUUAAUGACAGUGUUCCUAAAUUUUUACUUCCAGAGUACAAAGCUUCUAUUCCAAGCAAUCUUUCUGUUAAUUCAGGAUUUCUAAAGGUCAAGGCUACUGAUAAAGAUGAAGAUAUUUCAGCCCAAAUUGAAUAUUCAUUGUAUGACAAAGGUUCAAGAGGGGUUAGGGACUUAUUCCACAUUAACAAAAAUACUGGAGGCCUGUCAUUAUUGAAAUCAGCUAUUCCAUAUGAAACACAAGUGUUUCAAUUUUUUAUUAGAGCCACUGAUCGAGGAAUUCCAACACUUCAUGCUGAUGUUCCAAUUGACAUAUAUAUAAUGGCAAGUAAUGAUAUGCCCCCAAUUUUUGAAAGAAGAGAUGACAAGUUUUUUGUUGCAGAAAAUGCUGAUCCUGGAACAGUUAUUACAAGAGUAAAGUUAGUUUCUGAUAUGUCUGUGAAAUUCAAAUUGCUAUCAGGAAAUGACAUUUUUAGUAUUGAUGCUAAUGGAGAAAUCACACUUAUGGGUAAACUCGAUCGUGAGAAAUACCCAUCUUAUAUUCUUGGAGUUCUUGCAUACACUGAUUCAAGUCCUCCAUUAACUGCAUUUACCGAAAUAUCAUUGCAAAUUUUAGAUCAUAAUGAUAACAAGCCUCUUUUCCAAAAUGAAAAUUAUAUAGUUUCAGUAGCAGAGAAUAUUGAAGAAGGGAGCUCUAUAGUAAAAGUGCAUGCCUCUGAUGCUGAUGAAGGAACUAACGGAGAAGUUAGGUAUGGAAUCACUGGUCCAGGGACAGAAACUUUUGCGAUAGAUGCUCAUACUGGAUGGGUCACUACCCUUAUUGCUUUAGAUAAAGAAACUAUUCCCAAUUAUAAACUGAAUAUUAUUGCUACAGAUGGAGGAAUCCCUCCCAAAAGUAGCAACGUGUCGCUUUAUGUUAAUUUGGUUGAUUAUAAUGAUAACCCUCCUGUCUUUACUCGAGAAUCAUACACAGCAUCAGUUAAUGAGGAUGCUCUUCCUGGCACUGUAGUUGUUCAAAUAUUUGUAACUGACAAAGAUAGUGAAGCAAAUAAUGUAGAAUUCCACAUCAUAGCUGGUGAUCCACAUACACAAUUUGAUGUGAGGUUGACUGGAGAAGUUUAUGUUGCACGACCAUUAGAUAGAGAAACAAUGGACAAGUAUGAACUCACUGUCUUAGCAACUGAUGGAAAAUUUGUUGCAGUUGCUGCUCUUUACAUAGAUGUUCUAGAUGUUAACGAUCAAGAACCAUUUUGCCUGAGAUACCGUUACAAAGAAACCAUUUCAGAAGGCCUACCUCUGGGUUCUUUCAUCUUAACUGUAUUUGCUGUUGAUUUAGAUUUGGAAUCAAAAUUAAGAUUUUACCUCACUGGAGAUGGCUCAGAAAACUUUUCAAUAGAUCGUACAACAGGAGAACUAAAAACAUCUAGAUUACUUGAUCGUGAAAGAAAAGCUCAUUAUUCUUUAAUAGCACAUGUGCAAGAUAGAGAGCAUACCGAAUGGGAAUGCAUGUCAUUUAUUGAAAUAUUCUUGUCUGAUGUAAAUGAUAACCCACCAGUUUUUCCAGCUUUUAAUUUUACAGCAUCAAUUCAAGAAGAUGCUCCUAUCGGCACCAUAGUUACAAAAAUGCAUGCUACAGAUGAUGAUAUUGGAGUUAAUAGAAAAGUCCGUUAUUUCCUUAUCAACUCUGCUGAUAGAUAUUUCAAAAUGGAUGCAGAAAGUGGGAUUAUUACUUUAGCUAAGACAUUGGACCGAGAAACACAGGAAACCUAUAAUCUUACUGUCAAAGCUGUUGAUCAAGGUUUACCUCAAUUAUGGAGUCAUGCAACUAUAACCGUUCAAGUAUUAGAUGUUAAUGAUAAUCCACCAGAAUUUGUUUCUCGAACAUAUCACACUUCAAUUAUUGAAAGUGCAGCUAUUGGUUCAGAAGUUAUUCGAGUAACUGCUACUUCUUUAGAUUCUGGCUUGAAUGCUGAGAUUGAAUAUUCUAUUGUAGGAGGGAAUGAGCAUGGAAAGUUUGCAAUUGACAAAAAAUCUGGUGCCAUUACUAUAAUGAUUCCACUGGACUAUGAAAGAACACAUGAAUUUUUAUUAACAGUUCAAGGAACAGACCUAGGUGUUCCACCUCUAAGUAGUCAAGCAACAGUGAAUAUAACAGUGUUAGACAGCAAUGAUAAUGCCCCUUCAUUUAGCGAGAUAUCUUACUCAGCUGAAAUAAGUGAAGAUUGUAAUGUUGGUGAUGUUGUAACACAAGUUUUAGCAACAGAUUUAGAUACUGAUAUGAAUGGUAAAGUAGUAUAUACUAUUGAAAGAGGGGAUAAGCAUCAACAGUUUUCUAUUAAUAAAGAUAGUGGAUUAGUAACAGUUGCCAGGCCCCUUGAUCGAGAAAUGAUUGCUAGUUACACUCUACAGAUUCGUGCUGCUGAUAGAGGUAUUCCCGAAAUGUCAAGUUUCACUGCUUUAAACAUUGAAGUAAUUGAUGCAAAUGAUAACCCUCCAUUAUUUACUCAAUCAAAUUAUACUGUAAUUGUUCAGGAAGAUAAACGCCCCGGAUGGGCUGUAUGCCAAUUAUUAGUAACAGAUUCAGACAUACCUCCUAAUACAGGACCUUUUAUAUUCGAUCUUCAAUCUGGCCCGGGUCGUGCAUCAUUUCGAAUAGAGCCAGAUGGAACAUUGCGCACAGCAGCAUUACUUAACUAUAAAAUUCAAGACACAUAUUUACUUCAUGUUAGAGUUUUUGAUAAUGGUUCUCCACCUCUCUAUUCUGAUACAUGGGUUAUAGUUAAGGUCAUAGAAGAAUCACAAUUCCCUCCUUCUGUAACACCAUUGAACAUUUGGAUUGGAUCUUACCAAGAACGCUGGAAUGGUGGAGAAAUAGGCCGAAUUCACACAACAGAUCAAGAUCAAUAUGAUACUCUAAACUUUGCCAUAGCUUCAAGCCAUCCCAAAUCACACUCACUCUUUUCCAUUGAUCCUCAUAAUGGGGUUUUAACUGCCUCACCUGGCUUGGAUCCUGGAAGAUAUAGCUUGAACAUAUCUGUUAGCGAUGGAAAAUAUCUUUCCUAUGGUAGCAUAAAAAUUAUAGUGGAACCACUGUGGGAUGAAAUGUUACAAAAUGCCUAUAGUAUAAGAAUACCAGGAAUGACUCCUCAUACAUUUAUUUUAACUCAACGGAAAACUUUAUUGAAGGGUUUGAAAUCAAUGCUUAUGAGGGAAAUAUCUGUUCUUAGUGUUCAAGAAGUUAACACUGGAGAUAUAGAUGCACUAGUGCAUAUUAAAGAUGGUAUUGAAAUAGAAGAUCUCAAUGAAGCAUUGAAGUCAAUAAACUUACCUGCUCUUCAGCUAGACUGUAAAUGUUUAAAUGGUGCUAUUUGUAGACAACGUGUAAAUUUUGAUUCAGAAAGAAUUCUUAUGAUAUCUACUGAUUUUAAUUCCUUUGUGGCACCAUCACAUACUCAUGACACAUAUUGUGCUUGUAAUUUUGGCUAUACAGGGGAAAAGUGUGAGGAAUUAUUACCACCAACCCAAUGUGAGUGCCCACCAUCGCAAACAUGUAUUCCUCAACCUGGCCCUCCUGGUUUUGUAUGCGCACCACCUUCUCCAGCUUCUCCAUUAUGCUCAUUAAAUCACACUUGUCCUCCAAUAUAUAAUCCAACUUUCAGUGGGUUGUACAGCUUUACAUGGAUGCAGAUCAUGAUAGUAGCUUCUGUAGCAUCCUUAAUAUUUUUGCUGUGCUUCAUUUGUUUUCUUUGCAGGAGAUGUAAGGAAAGGCCUAUUGAUGAAGAAUUGGAUAAAAAUAUUCCUGUUUUAAAUUCUGAUAUGAAACGGUCUUCCAAGUUAAGCAAUUUAGAAGUCACACAAUGCACACCCCGUCCUGCAUCCUAUACAUCUGGUUCUAAUAAUGAGGUCUACACUGGUCCUUUGAAUAAUCUUGAUACUGUUAGAAGUUAUGGUUCAGCUGGAGAUGAAUUAGAAAAUGUACCACCUGAUUAUGUAAAGAAUCUUAAUAGAAACAGCUCUAGUCCUGGGCACAAAAUUAAUAAUGAUCUCAAGCGGUUGCCUGAAAUUGCUCCAAGAGGUGUAAGAAAAACCUUGAGCUGUGUUGAGGAAGAUGCACGUAUUUUAGGAGGUUAUCAUUGGGACUGCUCUGAUUGGGUAAGGCCAAAUCAAAAUCCACUUCCAAAUAUUACAGAAGUUCCUGGAAGUGAAGUCCCGGAUUCAUCCAGCUUUCACAGCAAUGAAAGCAAUGAUUCCAUUUCUCAUCACCAACAAGCUCAUGCAGCACUUAUUGACCCUGCUCGAGAUUUAGCAACUCUCGAUGAAGAGCUUUAUUUAACAUAUCAUAGUGAAGAUGACGACAUGAUGCCAUAUGGCUUCCCACCUCAAAGAUAUGCCAGUCACAGUGAUGUUUCUACAAAUGUGUGUGAUAUUGAAGAUCCAGAUGUGCCAACGUAGCAUAAACUUAAGUUAAUCUCAUCUAUAAUGUCUUAUAUAUUACUUUUUUAAAUUUACAAAUAAUCAUUUUUC